Molecule: messenger RNA, 1343 nt
Organism: Musa acuminata subsp. malaccensis (wild Malaysian banana)
Lineage: Eukaryota; Viridiplantae; Streptophyta; Magnoliopsida; Zingiberales; Musaceae
Product: protein PTST, chloroplastic
Source: RefSeq, a predicted model, not a curated record
UGCGCAUCGAUCGGACGGUCCACGACGAACUGUACUUUCUUUAACAACUGAACCCCAUCUCGAUAACACGACACCCUUCUCCUCUGCUCGGGUGACACUUCUCCAGCGACGAGCAGUCUUCUUCUGAUCGCACCGCGUUGCAGACAGUCUCUCUCACUCUUGCCUUCUCCGGUCCCUUGUCAUGGAGUGCUUAAAGACAAACUUUAUAAGAAAGUUGGAGCUGGUGCAAAAUCACACAGUUCUAUGUAAUCCAUCAGAUAGAUUAUGGACAGUCCCAAGAAGACUGGCAUAUUCACGUCAGCGUUCUGCUUGUUAUCGAGAAUGUCAUGCAUAUUUUAGUAAGAUAUACCCUGCAAAAUCAUGCUUUUAUGGACGUAAAUCUUCAAGGGCCUUUUCCAUAAGCUUGGGUGAGGAGCCUUCCUCGUUAUCAGAGGUGGAAAACAUAAGUGAUAUUGAUGACACUGUGCCAACUGAUUCUUCUGAGGAGGUCUUGCCACAAAAGUUGAAGUCUGAUGAGUUGAAGGCACUGCUGGUUGACACUGAAAGAAAAAAGCUUUUGAAGAAACUCAGCGAAGCUAAUCAAUACAACAGAUUUCUCAAAAGACAGUUGCUUAUGGAAGAGGAUGCAAUAGCCAAGUUCAAAAAUGAACUUGCUGUCUUGGAGCUUGAACUUCAGACUUUGGUUAGCUUAGCAGAAGAGAUAGCUAAUAGUGGGGUUCAGCCUGAUUCGAGGAAGAUAAAUGGGAGAUACAUUCAAUCCCAUCUCCUUGCCAGAUUAGAAGCGAUCCACGGAAAAGUUAAGGAGCAGAUAAAGGAUGUGGACACUUUGAAGUUUGAGGUUUCUUUAUUCUGGGUUGGGAUGGCUGAGAGUGUCCAUGUUAUGGGUUCCUUUGAUGGUUGGACUCAAGGAGAGGAGAUGCCACCAGAGUAUACUGGUGACUAUGCCAGAUUUUCAGCUACCCUCAAACUUAGACCUGGGAGGUAUGAGAUCAAGUUCUUGGUGGAUGGGGAGUGGAAACUAUCUCCUGACUUCCCCACCAUUGGUGAGGGAAUCAUGCAAAAUAAUUUGCUAGUUGUGGAGCAGAAUAACUGAACAUUGCAUAAUAGCCAAAAUUCGUAAAGUCCUCACUUUUUGUUUAAUGAAGAGCUAUUCUACUAGGUGCCAACGAUAGCUUGUCAUCCUACUCAACAGUAUUUGUAUUGUCUUGAUAUUUCAGAUAUGGAGCAACCUCAAAGUGAUAUAUUGUUAAAUUUUCUAGCUCUGUUGUCUGUUUGCAAUUUAUCAGUGCCUGUUUGCAGUUCCCAAAGGGUUUCUUGGUUUGAUUAUAUCAUCAAUCCUGAUU